Catharus ustulatus (Swainson's thrush) is the source of this 909-nucleotide messenger RNA. Its product is annotated as acrosin-like. Gene Ontology annotation, molecular function: serine-type endopeptidase activity. The coding region runs from base 1 to 909 and encodes 302 amino acids. The record is from RefSeq and is a predicted model, not a curated record. The transcript has 5 exons. Gene Ontology annotation, biological process: proteolysis; acrosome reaction. Lineage: Eukaryota; Metazoa; Chordata; Aves; Passeriformes; Turdidae.
AUGAAUCGGCUCGGCCUCCUCAUCCUGCUCACCGUGGCUGGGCUGGCACAUGGCAUACAGUACCCCUGUGGAGGGAGCUGCGGCCUCCGAGCUCCAGUACCUGCCUACACCCCCACAAAUUAUUACUACAGCAACGUUUAUGACUACGGCUUGACACGUAUUGUGGGAGGCACAGGUGCCAAGGAAGCAUCCUGGCCAUGGAUCGUCAGUUUGCAGCACUCCGGGGUACUAUGGCGGCAGCAUUUCUGUGGAGGGUCUCUCAUCACUUCAGAGUGGGUCCUCACAGCAGCCCAUUGCUUCGACGACUAUCGUGACAUCACCAUGCUGAAGGUCAUGAUUGGAGCCACUCUGUUGCAUAAGCCAGGCCCUGGGGCACAAGUGCGCAAGCUCAAGCAGGUGGUGUUACAUCCAUACUACAAUGCUGAUGACUUGAGCUAUGAUAUCGCCCUGAUGCAAUUGGACCAACCUGUCCAGUGUAGUUCCUACAUCCAGCUGGCUUGUGUGGCUCCCCCCACUCUAAAGGUCUCAGAGCUCAGCAACUGCUGGAUUGCUGGAUGGGGUGCCGUCACUGCAAGAUAUCAAGAUCCAAGGAAUCACCUCCAGGAGGCCAAGGUCCAGCUCAUCGAUCUCCAGCUCUGCAACAGCAGUAGUUGGUAUGCAGGGGACGUCCACCCCUACAACUUGUGUGCUGGUUACCCACAGGGCAAAAUCGAUUCCUGCCAGGGUGACAGCGGUGGUCCUCUCAUGUGCCAGGACAACAGCGCUGACUACUGGUGGCUCGUUGGAAUAACCAGCUUUGGAAAAGGCUGUGCCAGGGCAAAGAGGCCUGGAGUCUACACCUCCACUCAACACUUCUAUGAGUGGAUUGAUUACAACAUACGUGCAAGCACACUUAAAAGGGCUUCUUGA